AUGGAAGGAUCCUUACUUGUGAGAAAAGGAGCAUGGGGUAAAGUGGAAGAUGACCUUCUUAGGGCAUGUGUGCAACAAUACGGGGAAGGAAAAUGGCACCUAGUUCCUGCAAGAGCAGGCUUGAACAGAUGCCGCAAAAGCUGCAGAUUGCGGUGGUUGAAUUAUCUAAAACCAAAUAUCAAGCGAGGAGGGUUCACUGAGGACGAAAUUGAUAUGAUGACAAGAUUGCACAGACUUUUGGGAAACAGAUGGUCCCUGAUUGCUGGAAGGCUUCCUGGAAGAACUCCUAACGAUGUGAAAAACUACUGGAAUACCUAUAUUCGAAGGAGGGUAUCCUCUCAUAAGGAAGAUAUCAAUGCAAAGCCUAAGGAAAUAGUGAAACCUCAUCUUGUGAUAAAGCCUCAACCUCUAACUUUCUCUAGAACUUCGCCCUGGUUGACAAAGAGAUUCAUUAGCGAAGAUCAAAGCAAGGCCAAAGAGUGCAGUAUCCAAGCACAUGGACAAAACGACAAGGGAGACAAUACCGACAACAAAUGCAAUAAUUGUCGGGAUCAUUGGUGGGAAACAGUGAUGGACGACAAGGGAGGCAAUGCAGAGAACGACAAAUGCUGCUUGGGUGACAAAGAUGGGAAGCUCAUGAAAGACCCUAAUUGGAAUGAGGAGCUUUCUUCAUUGACCAUAGAUGCUGGGGACUUUCUUAUAGAAGAUCAAUGUUGGAGUGAUUUUCUUCUUGAUGUCAAUUUGUGGGAUUCAUGA
Molecule: messenger RNA, 756 nt
Organism: Gastrolobium bilobum
Lineage: Eukaryota; Viridiplantae; Streptophyta; Magnoliopsida; Fabales; Fabaceae
Product: transcription factor MYB1-like
Exons: 3
Coding region: 1-756 (251 amino acids)
Source: RefSeq, a predicted model, not a curated record